Messenger RNA from Spinacia oleracea (spinach), 961 nucleotides. RefSeq names its product EPIDERMAL PATTERNING FACTOR-like protein 1. The transcript has 2 exons. The record is from RefSeq and is a predicted model, not a curated record. Lineage: Eukaryota; Viridiplantae; Streptophyta; Magnoliopsida; Caryophyllales; Amaranthaceae. Gene Ontology annotation, biological process: stomatal complex development; guard cell differentiation. Bases 249 to 632 code for a protein of 127 amino acids.
AAUUCCUCCCCCCCCCCCCCCCUUUUUCCAUUUCUAGCCCAUCAUCAUUAAGAAUCGAAAAACACUACUUCCUCUUCUUCCUUUCUUUCACCCCAUUCCCCACUUUCUCUCUCAUUCAUUACUCCUUUUGAUUUUUUUACUACGACCAAAAAGUUGUAUCUUUUCUAAUUUUACAUGGGAAAAUUCCAAAAUUAAAAUAAAUUAUUCUCCCCUGUUCAUGGUGAAUUAUUCAAAAUCCAUAUUGUUUAAUGGCAUUGAAUUAUUCAAUCUUCCUCUACAGUUAUUAUAUUAUCCUUCUCAUUUUUACUAUUCCCCUGUUUUCUUCCCCUGUUUUUGCACUUCUCAAUCCUUCUUCUGAUCUGACAAGGGAAGUUUUAUGUGAAGAGAAAACAAGAUUAGGUUCAACGCCACCAAGCUGCUACAACAAAUGCAACCGGUGCCACCCUUGUAAGGCGGUGCAAGUUUCUACAUUGCCGAGUCUCCACCGAGUUGAACCUCCUCGCUCGAGUCAGCCGCCGAGUUCGGCGGAGAUUUUUGAGUACGACUCGUCGUAUGGGGGUGACAACAGGUACUCCAAUUACAAGCCAUUGGGGUGGAAGUGCCAUUGUAGAAACCAUUUUUAUAACCCUUGAUUUUAUUUUAUUUUUAUUUUUUUAUUAGGCAAUAAUUAGUUUAGUACAUAAGGCGAGACAUUUAACACUAAUGCUUAAUUAAUUUUUGUAUGUUUUUUGUGGGUUUGAUUUAUGGGUGGUUUGUUUGGUGGGGGUGCUUGUGUAAAUGGACUUCAUAAAAACAGUCUAUUUUUAUUUUGAAGACAAGGUAGGUUACUUGCUUAAGCUAUGCACGAUUUUUGUACAAAAGUGAGAGUUUUAAUUUUUAAUGUAAGUUUUUAGGCAAGCGAUAUGUGUAAUUUGAUUUUGUAUGCAUAAUCAUAUUUUAGUGUACGUUAGUUCAUUUUUAA